AUGAUCUUCGCUGUCGUCCUGAUCUUGCUAUUCACCACCUUUGAAGAGACGCUCUUCCCACGUUUUUUGUUCGAACAGGACCAAAAUGACCCAGGCACCUCCCACAAGAAGCAUAUUGACACGAAAGCAUCCCUGCACGAGGUCGAUAGCACCUCAGAAGCGUCCUACCAUUUCCCCAAACGGACUUACCGCCAACGCCUGAAGCCAUGGGUCCACUUCCCACAAGACAAAACAACGUACUGGCAGUACUUCAGGCGCCCGUUCAUGCUCUUCCUCUUCCCCAACAUCAUCAUUGCAGGCGUCAUAUUUGCCUUUGGCUGCACGGCAGGCAUAGUCUCGUUCGGCACCAUUUCCCGCAUCACCUCCGAACCACCGUAUAACUGGUCCACCACCUCCACGGGCCUUAUCUACCUGGCCGCUCUGGCGGGUAAUAUUGCUGGGUGGGCAACAGGUAUGUCCAGUGACUUUAUCGUCAUGCGCCUUGCACGCCACAACCACGGUAUCAAGGAGACGGAAAUGCGUCUGUGGACGUUAUGCGUUUCCUUCGUCUACGCUGCUGUCGGCUACAUGCUUUAUGGAUGGGGAGCGCAUUUUGGCAUGCAUUGGAUCGCCAUUGCAAUAGGCCUGGGCUGA
Trichophyton verrucosum HKI 0517 is the source of this 633-nucleotide messenger RNA. RefSeq names its product MFS transporter, putative. Gene Ontology annotation, molecular function: transmembrane transporter activity. The record is from RefSeq and is a predicted model, not a curated record. Bases 1 to 633 code for a protein of 210 amino acids. Gene Ontology annotation, biological process: transmembrane transport. The transcript has a single exon. NCBI's taxonomy places the organism in Eukaryota, Fungi, Ascomycota, Eurotiomycetes, Onygenales, Arthrodermataceae.